This is a messenger RNA of Centropristis striata (black sea bass), 1945 nucleotides long. It is a transcript of the gene lancl1, whose product is annotated as LanC antibiotic synthetase component C-like 1 (bacterial). The transcript is spliced from 10 exons. The coding region runs from base 92 to 1312 and encodes 406 amino acids. The record is from RefSeq and is a predicted model, not a curated record. Gene Ontology annotation, biological process: peptide modification; carbohydrate metabolic process. Lineage: Eukaryota; Metazoa; Chordata; Actinopteri; Perciformes; Serranidae. Gene Ontology annotation, cellular component: plasma membrane.
AAUGCUACAUUCCCCCUCAGGAAAAUAAAACGAGGAAGAAGAAAUCUUAACAUCAACAGUGCAGCAUUAAAGGAGACAUCCAGCAGUCAACAUGGACACAAGAGCCUUCAGGAACCCGUACUACGACUAUGAUGGGAACCCUGCCACCACUCAGGCUCUGUUUGACAGCCAGGGGAAGCUCACAGCAGAGUUCGCCCAGCGGCUGAGCAGUAAGAUCAGUGAGCUGUUAGCUGUGAUGGAGAACGGGCUGAAGUCUGCCGACCCCAGAGACUGCACCAGCUACACCGGCUGGGCAGGCAUCGCCCUGCUCUACCUGCACCUCCACAACGUCUUCAGAGACCCCUCCUUCCUCCAGCGAGCUCACGAAUACAUCAGCCGCAGCCUCAAGUCCCUGACCCGCCGCCAUGACGUCACCUUCCUCUGCGGGGACGCCGGGCCGCUGGCCAUCGCUGCCGUGGUCUACUACCGCCUGCAGAGGGUGCAGGAGACCGACGAGUGCAUCAACAGACUGCUGCAGUUCCUCCCCGCCGUGUUGAAAGGAACCGGCGGGCUGCCUGACGAGCUGCUGUACGGCCGCAUGGGUUACCUCUACUCCCUCGUCUUCAUCAACCAGCAGCUCGGCCAGGACAGGAUCCCGCUGCAGUACAUCCAGCAGAUCAGCGAGGCCGUGCUGCAGUCCGGCGAGCUGCUCAGCAGGAAGUUCCGCGUCCAGAACAGCAGCCCUCUGAUGUACGAGUGGUACCAGGAGCAGUACGUCGGCGCCGCCCACGGCCUGGCCGGCAUCUACUACUACCUCAUGCAGCCCGGCUUCGUGGGCGUAGAGGAGUACGUACACAGACUGGUGAAGCCCAGCGUGGACCACGUGUGCCGCCUCAGAUUCCCCACAGGGAACUACCCUCCCUGCAUCGGGGACGACCGGGACCUGCUGGUGCACUGGUGCCACGGAUCCCCCGGGGUGGUCUACAUGCUGCUGCAGGCUUACAGGGCCUUCGGGGUGCCCCACUACCUGGAAGACGCUCUGCUGUGUGGAGAGGUGGUGUGGCACUACGGCCUGCUGAAGAAAGGCUACGGGCUGUGUCACGGCGCGGCGGGGAACGCCUACACCUUCCUGGCUCUCUACAGACAAACGCAUGAUCCCAAGCACCUUUACAGAGCCUGCAUGUUUGCUGACUGGUGCAUGAACUACGGCAAACAUGGCUGCAGAAAUCCAGACACUCCCUUCUCACUUUUUGAAGGCAUGGCGGGCACCAUCUACUUCCUGGUGGACAUCCUGCAGCCAAUGAAAGCUCGUUUCCCAGGGUUUGAGGUGUAAGAGUCCUCCACAGGUAGUCCCACCCACCCACCCACACCGUGGAUCAAUGUGACCAGGAGAAGAUCCACUCGUGCUCUCUGUCACACUCAUGCAUGAAAUUUCACAACAAUCAACAGUGUGCCAUGUUUUCCCUGCUCUUCUCUUCUGGGACUUUACAUGUUAUUAACAGAAUAAAUCUUACACUCACACCUCGACUCUCAUGAUUAUCUCAGCGGGAUGUCACGGGGGAGAGCUCGCCUCGCUUUUCGGUUCCAUUCUUGGGGUGUAAAACUUUGCUUUAAAAACUGCGGCUGUUGUUCAGAUUGUGACGUAUUUUGAGGGGUUUAAGCAAAAAGGCAGGAAACUAAUUUUCUGGCUCUAAAAACAAAAAAAAAAUGCGGUCGACCUAAAUAGUGGUUUGCUAACACUUAACUGUACAUUUCUAUUAUUCUGUACGCUUAAUAUUUUAGAAGAAGAAGAAAGGAAUGCUUUAGUUUGCUGUUCUGUUUUUGUUUUCCGCACAGCGACGCUAGUAACAAUGCACUAAAUAUAAUCCAGUACAAGCUGUGCCAUGUGUUAAGGGAUUAACCCCAGAGUGUAAACUGUUGACUGUCCUUUGCACUGUCUGAGCAAUAAACCAUGUGUCUUUUUCCA